AUGCUUAGUCUGGCUAUCGCGCCAUCUCGUUUAAUUUUUCAGGCAUUUAGCGCAUUGCCACCGUUUGCUAUUGGACUAUUCGAUCGUGUCUGCUCUGAGGCCUAUUGUCUGAAGUACCCCACCGUCUACUCUGGUGUGCAGGAGGCCUACCCCUUCAAUUUUAAGGCUUUCUUGCGAUGGAUAUUCAACGCGGUCUUCCAUUCUCUUGUUCUUUUCGCUAUUCCAGCCGCGGCGUUUCAUACGGCCAUUUGGGGCAGCAUGAUUUCUUGGUUCCUCUUCCUAGCAAUCUACCCCGAGGUCUAUCCUACUUUACCGCUGGCAGCUGAAAUGGUCGGAAUGGUGAGUAUUUGCAUAUUUUCCCAUAGGAUUUGCUUUGCUGUAAAAAUGAUCGUCUUUUAA
Dibothriocephalus latus is the source of this 399-nucleotide messenger RNA. The record is from the annotation of a GenBank genome assembly. Lineage: Eukaryota; Metazoa; Platyhelminthes; Cestoda; Diphyllobothriidea; Diphyllobothriidae.